AUGAGACACCUGGGUCAGAAGCCCAAACCACCUCACCUGACUCCAUUCCAUGGGGCAGCAGCGCUCACCUGCUUGGUUUCCGUUGCUGGUUUCCCUGGCAACAGGCGGAGUAGACAAACAACAUCCGACCGGCCUGCUUCAUCACCGCCACCCUCAUCAUCACCGCCAUCCUCAUCAUCACCGUCACCCUCAUCAUCACCGUCUGCGGGAAUAAAGCGAGGAAGAUCCGCAGCUUUGCUUCCGGCCAUGGAGAACCCGCCGACAGCGGAGCCGCGCUACCUGAAGAGGAGGAUGAAGAGAUGCUCCCUGGACGUGCAUCCCACCGAGCCGGCGCUGCUGGUCCAGUAUGAGGUGGAGGCAGCCGUCCUGGGAGAGCUGGGGGAACCGAUGGUGGACGAGAGCAAGCAGUGUCAGAAAAUCGUGAGGCUGAGGAGCCUGAACACCAACACGGACGCCUCCUCUCUGGCCCAGAAGGUGGUGGAGGAAUGUCCGCUGAUCCACUCGUCUAAGCUCCCCCAGGUGGAGCAGCUGAUCUUCUACCUGCAGAACCGCAAACAGUCCCACGAGAACCAGCCGGAGAGCAGAACCUCGCCUCGGGACUUCACGCCGUACGCAGGAGUGGAGCCGUACGAGGAGGCGAGCAUGGGCAGCAUGGAGGAGUACGUGGAGCUGCUGUACGAAGACGUGCAGGAGAAGGUCCGAGGCGCCGCGCUCAUCUUCCAGCUGGCCCAGAACCCGGACAACCUGGAGGAGCUCAUGCAGCACGAGGUGGCGCUCGGAGCCCUGGCCCGGGUGCUGAGAGAGGACUGGAAGCAGAGCGUGGACCUGGCGACCACCAUCAUCUACAUCUUCUUCUGUUUCUCCAGUUUCUCCCAGUUCCACAGCCUGGUGACCCACUUCAAGGUGGGCGCUCUCUGUAUGAACAUCGUUGAGCAGGAGCUGAAGAGGUUUGAACUCUGGCAGGAAGAGCUGCAGAAGAAGAAGAAGGCCUGCGAGGAGUUCCCCGAGAACCAAAGCCUGAAGAAAGAACACGAGAAGACCUUCAGGAAGUACCAGAGCCUCCUGACCAAGCAGGAGCAUCUCCUCAGAGUCGCUCUGUGUCUGCUGCUGAAUCUGGCCGAGGACAGCCACACCGAGCUGAAGAUGAGGAACAAGAACAUCGUCCACAUGCUGGUGAAGCUUCUGGAGCGGGAGGACCAGGAGCUGCUGCUGGUGGUCGUCUCCUUCCUCAAGAAGCUCUCCAUCUACGUAGAGAACAAGAACGACAUGGUUGAGACGGCCGUCGUGGAGAAGCUGGCCCGGCUGCUUCCCUGCAGCCACCAGGAGCUCCUGACCGCCGCCUCCCGGCUCCUCCUCAACUUGUCCUUCGACGCGUCGCUGCGCGGCCAGAUGGUCCAGGCCGGCCUCAUCCCCAAACUCUCCUCGCUGCUCGCUGACGAGGCCCAGAGGCAGCGCAGCAUGUGCGUCCUGUACCACAUCAGCAUGGACCACACGUCCAGAACCGUGUUUGCUCACGCCGGCUGCAUACCGCAGCUGAUGAAGAUGAUGUCUGACUGCGGCGAGGAGCAGCUGGACAUGGAGCUCAUCUCUCUCUGCAUCAACCUGGCUGCCAGCAGGAGCAACGCUCAGAUCUUCUGUGAAGGGAACGGUCUGAAGAUGCUGAUGAAGAGGGCUUUUAAGCUGAAGGACAUUCUGGUGAUGAAGAUGAUCAGGAAUCUCUCCCAGCAUGGCGGCGCCACUAAGAUCCUGUUCCUGGACUACGUGGGAGACCUGGCGGCUCACAUCAACGAAGGAGAAGAUGAAGGGUUUGUGAUCGAGUGCCUGGGAACCCUGGCCAACCUGACCAUCCCCGACCUGGACUGGCAGCUGGUGCUGACGGAGUUCAACCUGAUGCCGUACCUGAAGGACCGACUCAAACCAGGUUCUGCUGAGGACGACCUGAUCCUGGAGGUGGUGAUUCUGAUCGGAACCGUCUCCAUGGACGAUUCUUGUGCCGCCAUGCUGGCCGAGUCCGACAUCAUCCCUGCUCUCAUGGUUCUGCUCACCGUCCAGCAGCAGGACGAUGAGUUCGUGUGCCAGAUCCUCUACGUCUUCUACCAGAUGGUUUUCCACAAAGCUACGAGGGACAUCAUCAUCAGAGACAGCGAAGCUUCGGACUACUUCGUGGACCUGCUGCAUGACAGCAACGCAUCCAUCAGAAAAGUCUGCUCCAACACCCUGGACAUCAUAGCUGAGUACGAUGAGGAGUGGGCCAAGAAGAUCCAGACGGCAAAGUUCUGCCACCACAACAGCCAGUGGCUGGAGAUGGUGGAGAACCGGCAGGUGGACGACGCAGAACCCUACCUGUACGGAGACGACCGCGAGGCCUUCGACAGGAUCGGGGACAUCCUGGACCGUCCGGACCUCUUCUACACGGCCGAUGGUAUUCUCUCUGCGGACGGCUCCAUCAGCCCGGAGUACUACGCUGACUUCCAGAACGCCGACCUGGGAGUGGCCGGAUACCUGAGCAGCUCCUGGGACCAGUUCAACCCCUCUGCUCCGGUUCUGGCAGAUCGGCCCGUCAGCGCCCGGACCUUCCGACCCGCUAAGCGAUUCUUCCACAGCUUCACCCCCGCCUUCCGGUAAACCCGGAAACUCCUCCUGGUCUCGGACUCUGCGCCUCCAUCCCGACGUGGACCUGCAGGAAUAUUGUUCUGAUGACUUUCUGGGUUUCUCUAUCGUUUCUCUGCAUCAAAUGACGGCAUUAGCCUCGUUAGCGCCUUUAGCCUCAUUAGCCUCGUUAGCGCCUUUAUCCUCGUUAGCGCCAUUAGCCUUGUUAGCACCUUUAGCCUCAUUAGCCUCGUUAGCUCUGUUAGCUCCUUAGCCUCGUUAGCGCCUUUAUCCUCGUUAGCGCCAUUAGCCGUGUUAGCACCUUUAGCCUCAUUAGCCUCGUUAGCUCUGUUAGCUCCUUAGCCUCGUUAGCUCCUUUAGCCUCGUUAGCGCCUUUAGCCUAGUUAGCCUCAUUAGCAUCAUUAGCUCCUUUAGCCUCGUUAGCGCCUUUAGCCUAGUUAGCCUCAUUAGCAUCAUUAGCUCCUUUAGCCUAGUUAGCCCCUUUAGCCUCAUUAGCACCGUUAGCUGCAUUAGCGCCCUUUUAACCUUGAAAGCACUGAAAUAUUUGAAAAGUUCUUCCGAGACGAGGCUCGGUAAACUUUUCUCUCCUGAAUUGCAGAACCUCUGCAGAACCUCUGCUCCUGUUUGGGCCCAUUUCUGUUCUGUUCAGCAGCACCAGGGUUCUCCUCAAAAUAAAAGCUAUAUAAACUUUGUGUUAAGUACAUUUAAAGAACCCCGUGUUAAAAUUCCGUUUUCAUGACGGAUCCUCCACGGUUCCAGCUUUAAGGUAGACUUUAUUGAUCUCAGCAGAGAAAUUCAGCUUUAAACCUUUUCAUCUUCAGACUCUGAAUGUGGGAACGUGUCGGCAUGUAGCUUAGCUUAGCAGCCAUCUUAACUAACAGCUGCUUGGAGGUUCUACUGUCUUUCCCAUGUUGACACCAGGCUUGGCGUUCGUCGUGGAUAACUCGGUGUCGUUAGGUCAGAUAACGAGGUCCAAACGAGGAGCUGGAGCCGUUUUAAAUGAAAACUCCUUUUUUUAGUCCUGAUUAGUGCUGGAGUUCCGCAGCAGAACCGGGGGAACCUUUACAUUUAACGUUCACUGAGGUGCAUCGUCAGCAGAAUCAGAACCUGAAGUACGUCUGGUCCAAUGAGUUCUGACACCUGUUGAGAACCCGGUUCCUGUGUUUGCCUCUAAUGUGGUUCUGCACGGUUCUUCUGAGCACCAGACGUCUGGGAGUGAAUCCCAAACUUUACUGAAGUUUGGUUUCAUUUCAGCGUUCGCUCGGCCGGACCCAGAUCUGCACGUCUCAGACUGUGAGGACAAAUGUUCCACAGAAAGUUCUGAACCUUUUUCUACUGGUCCGGUUAUUAUUUUAGCCGAUGACUUUGGGUCAGAACUGGCUGGUGUUGGAAACUCAUGAAACCUGCAGCAGUGUGAGCCCACAUCACUAAGCAGCCGCCGCCGUGCCUCGCUUAGUGAUGCGUGGCGCUGACAUGGAGAACCGGAGCGGUUCUGGUGUCCGCAGCUCCUCCAGCCUCCCUGACCCGGUUCACGUCCCGCCUCCUCUCUGGUCAGGAGGUGCAGCUUUCUCCUCGUCUGGCUCCCUAUGCCUGCUAAUGCGAACCAUUUCAGACCUUUUCUGAUUCCAUCUCUUACCUUCUGACGACCGGCAGGCUGGUUCCAGCGCCGGUCCGACUGCAGCGGAGCCAUUUUUAGGCUCAGAGGUACGGAGUGAGUGAGGUUAGGGUUAAAUCAUUUCUGUUAAGCUUCCUAAAAUAGAGUAAAUUAGGCAGAGACAGGAAGUUGUGAUGGCGGGUGUGAAGUGAAGGAAAGUAGCUUUAAUGGAGUCACAGAUGGAGGGUGUGAAUACUUCUGCAGCUUUUUUACAUCUUUCCCCGACAGAUUUAGGCUGAUUUUGGUUUUAUUCCACAGGAUAAAUACAACAGAAUCAUAAUUCACCACCACGUCCCCUUUAGCGCCACAAACACACCAACUUCUCUGGAAUAAACACGUCUGACCGUUAAAGAUUUGCUCGUUAGUAACGAUAAGAGCCGGGAGGCCGGCUGGGUGCUGAGGUCCAGGUCCACAUCUGACCCGACCAGAACCAGAGCUGCUCAUCCCGUCCAGCCGCCACUGAGCGUCUGAGACGAUGGAGCGAGAGUUCAGCCGCAGAAUCACGCUUUCAUGCUCCUUAUGGAGCCGUUUGGUGCAAACAGCUUCUAGAACUUUCCUGAUUAAUUCAGAGCUUCAGAUUUAAACGUUGCAGAUCCGUCAGACGGGUGGAUGCGCAGGAACAGGUGGACCUGCUGGUACAGAACCGUUCCUGUAUGAGGAAAGCGGUGAAAAGGCCCAUUUUGCUGCUGGUUGGAGCUAAACUGCAUCGUUUCUACGGCGCCGUCGCCUCUUUUCACG
Molecule: messenger RNA, 5002 nt
Organism: Fundulus heteroclitus (mummichog)
Lineage: Eukaryota; Metazoa; Chordata; Actinopteri; Cyprinodontiformes; Fundulidae
Gene: kifap3a
Product: kinesin-associated protein 3a
Exons: 21
Coding region: 1-2625 (874 amino acids)
Biological process (GO): cilium organization; microtubule-based movement
Cellular component (GO): ciliary transition zone; kinesin II complex; axoneme
Molecular function (GO): kinesin binding
Source: RefSeq, a predicted model, not a curated record